CAAGUAUUCUAACCUAACUUCUCUAGAGUAGCGGCGUGAUCCAAAUUUAUAAUUCUUGUAAUUAUUUCCGGGACGAGAAUAUUCAAACUGCUGCUAGUAAAAAAAAAAAAUUGAACCAAUCGUGACGUUAAAAUUUUAGUUGGUUUUAGGCAAAAUGUUAACUUUGGAAUUCUCAGAAGCCUUCAAAGCACGAGCAAAAUCUUCAAGGAAAAGUGUCCACAAUUGUAAAAUAUGUCCAUAUUUUACCACAUCGCUUUUUCGUAUGGUCAACCACGUGCGACGACACCGUUCAUCUCAAGAAAAAUUUCUAUGCUCGAACAAGCUUGAAGAAUAUUAUUGUAAAGAGUGCGAUUUUAAAACGGAAUUAACGAUUCUGUUCAAACAACACGUUAAUAAACAUCACAGCGUUAAAGUGGAAUCUAGAGACGACUUCAGUGUACGAAACUACGUUUGCGAAAAGUGCCAUUUUGAAACAAAUUUGUCGUUAAAGUGGCUUCACCAUAUUUCAGUGUGUCUCAAAACGAAGGAAAAUCCUCAAAGUGUCACAAUACACUGGCUUUACUGUGCGCAAUGUCCAUUUAAAACGAAAAAAAUAUAUAAUUUAAAAAGACACAUAAACGCUUUACACUUGAACGACGACGAAGGUAAGUGGUACGAAUGCAAACAGUGUCCACUCAAAACUCGGGACAAAGCGUCUUUGAAUAGACACGUAGCCACGAAACAUCUAAGCGUAGACAAAAUCAAGCGGUAUGAAUGUAAAAAGUGUCAAUAUGAAGCCAGACACCCAACGACUUUGAAAAAUCACGUAAUUUCCCGACAUUUGAACGAAAAAGAAGUUAAAUGGUACAAAUGUACAAGCUGUUUGUAUAAAAGUAAACGAAAAGAUAAUUUAAAACUGCACAUAAGAAUGCAUCAUUCGGAUAUCAAAUCAUACAAGUGCCGAUAUUGCCCAUUCGAAACUAAAUGGAAUAGUUGUUUGAAAAAACAUACAAACAACUACCAUUCAGACGGAAAUGACGUUAAAUGGCACGAAUGCAAUCAAUGUCCGUUCAAAAGUGUGUAUGAAAGUUCUGUGAGGUCACACAUGAUGGUAAAACAUUCAAACGGAAAUACUAAGUGGUACAAAUGCGAACAUUGUCCAUUGAAAUUUAUACGGCCAUCUGAAUUAAAAAACCAUGUUAUUUGUAGACAUUUGGACGAAGAGAAAAUCAAGUGGUACGAGUGCGACGAGUGUUCUUUCAAAACUAAACUUCAGAGACAUUUAAACAAACACGUGAAUUUUUAUCAUUCAGAAAAAACGCAGUGGUAUGAAUGUGUGGAUUGUUCCUAUAGAAAUAGAAAAAAGGUUAAUUUGAAGCAACAUAUAAACGUCCACCAUUCAGAUGUCAAAUCGUAUCAUUGCAAAUAUUGUCCAUACAAAGCUAAAGUGAGUUCGUAUUUAAGGAAACAUAUGAGAAACCACCAUAAGCAAAACUAAGUCGAAUUUGUAACAAUAAUAAUAAUAAAAGUCUGUUUUAAUCAA
Messenger RNA from Zophobas morio, 1522 nucleotides. RefSeq names its product zinc finger Y-chromosomal protein 1-like. Gene Ontology annotation, biological process: regulation of transcription by RNA polymerase II. The transcript has 2 exons. Gene Ontology annotation, molecular function: DNA-binding transcription factor activity, RNA polymerase II-specific; RNA polymerase II transcription regulatory region sequence-specific DNA binding. The coding region runs from base 155 to 1477 and encodes 440 amino acids. NCBI's taxonomy places the organism in Eukaryota, Metazoa, Arthropoda, Insecta, Coleoptera, Tenebrionidae. The record is from RefSeq and is a predicted model, not a curated record.